Aethina tumida (small hive beetle) is the source of this 1624-nucleotide messenger RNA. RefSeq lists its product as uncharacterized. The record is from RefSeq and is a predicted model, not a curated record. Lineage: Eukaryota; Metazoa; Arthropoda; Insecta; Coleoptera; Nitidulidae. The coding region runs from base 51 to 1589 and encodes 512 amino acids. The transcript is spliced from 12 exons.
GUAUAACAUAUAAAAGUGGCAUAUUAAUUAAAAAAUAUAUAGUGAGCACAAUGUUGCGGCUACUGAUACUUUUAGCACUCACUUUCUGUGGAUUUUUUGUCAAUCCAAGUGAAGCCUUAGAUUGUCCUGAACCUUGUGACCCUAUUGUGUGCGUGAGAGGGUACAAACUUGUCCAACAACCUGAGAACUGUUGUCCAACGUGCGAGCCAGAAAUUCCUCAUCCGAUCUGUCUGUUUGUGUGCAACGGUAUUAAAUGUCCUCCAUUGCAAUGCAAACCUAAUCAGGUGGCUGUGAGACCACUUUGUGGCUGUUGUGAUGUUUGUAGAGAUAUACCUUUGCCUUGUAAACCGAAUUGUACUCUAGUUAGAUGUAACAUUCCCCUUUGUAAGCCGGGACAAAUUAUUGUUAAACCACCUUGUGGUUGUUGUGGAAUUUGUCAAGACAAACCUGUUGUAGAUUGUUCAAAAACCUGUUGUACAACUCCUAUUUGUCCAAAAGGAGUUAACCAACUCAAAAAACCUGGUGAAUGUUGCUUCAAAUGUGAAGAAGAGUGUUCUAAAUCAGACGUUUGUCCAUUGAUCAAAUGUGCACCUGGUUACCACAGUGUCAAACGACUAGGAGACUGUUGCAAUGUUUGUGAACCAGACGACUGUCAUGGAGUUGAAUGUCCUUCAGUGAAAUGUGCAGCAGGAUUCGAAGAAGUGAAAAAGCCUGGAGAAUGUUGCGCCACCUGUGCACCAAUUUGUCCUAAAUUUUGUCCAUUUAUCGGUUGCGCUCCGGGAUACCAUGAGGAGAAAGGUCCUGCAGAUUGUUGUCCAAAAUGUGUCAAAGAUCUUCCGACGAGUUGCAAGCCCGAGUUGUGUCCUCAAUUAUUUUGCAUGGAAGGAUUCGUUUUAAAAGCUAAGCCUGGAGAUUGUUGUCCUUCGUGCGUUCCAAUCUGUCCAAAUGUAUGUCCCCUUAUUAACUGCAUUAGUGGCUACCAUGCUGAAAAGUUACCAGGAGAUUGUUGUUCUAGUUGCGUACCAGAUCCUCCAGCCACGUGCAACAAACAAUUGUGUCCCCUUCUUAGAUGUGCACCAGGGUACGUUUUGGGCACCAAACCUGGAAGUUGCUGUCCCACAUGUGUACCAGCAUGUCUUAACGACUGUUCGAAAGUAUUCUGCCCGGCCAUAGUGUGUGCAGCAACGGAACAGUUGGUCAAAGAGCCAGGUUGCAGCUGUUGUCCAGUUUGCAAACCGAGAGCCUUGUGUACGGUGCCUUGCGACCAAGUGGUGUGCAGACCGCCCGUUUGCACCCCGAACCAAAUCCUCGUCCCUGAUCCUUGCGGUUGUUGCAAAAUAUGCCAGGAUAAAUCUUCCAGCCUUCUGCGACAACCAAGUUGUAAACCAGAUUGUUCUAAAUUACAAUGUAAAGUGCCAGUUUGCUAUCCACAUCAGAUCCUUGUCGUGCCUCCAUGUGAUUGCUGUCCAAUAUGUCAGGACACUCUUUUAGAUUGUAGUUUGAUUCAGUAUCCUGCAAUCAACUGUUUUGCUCGUUCUAUGAAGAUCAAGAGGGGAUGCUGUUACGAGUGUGCUCCUAUCAUUUUUUAAUGGUAAACAUAAUAUAUAAAUGAUUAAUUGAUAAA